This is a messenger RNA of Peromyscus californicus insignis, 25097 nucleotides long. RefSeq names its product acyl-CoA oxidase 2 (gene Acox2). Gene Ontology annotation, biological process: very long-chain fatty acid metabolic process; lipid homeostasis; fatty acid beta-oxidation using acyl-CoA oxidase. The record is from RefSeq and is a predicted model, not a curated record. The transcript is spliced from 14 exons. NCBI's taxonomy places the organism in Eukaryota, Metazoa, Chordata, Mammalia, Rodentia, Cricetidae. Gene Ontology annotation, molecular function: fatty acid binding; FAD binding. The coding region runs from base 21185 to 23230 and encodes 681 amino acids. Gene Ontology annotation, cellular component: peroxisome.
AGCUUACAGUUUCAGAGGUCAGAGGUUCAGUCCAUUAUCAUCUUGACAGGGAGCAUGGCAGCAUGCAAGCAGACGUGGUGCUAGAGGAGUAGCAGAGAGUCCUACAUCUUACAGGCAACAGGGAGUCAAUUGAGACACUGGGUGGUAUCCUGAGCAUAGGAAACCUCAAAGCCUGCCCCCAUAGUGACAUACUUCCUCCAACAAGGCCAUACUCACUCCAAGAAAGCAACACCUCCUAAAUAGUGCCACUCCCUAUGAGAUUAUGGGGGCCAAUUACAUUCAAAUUACCACAUUCCACUCCUUGGCCCCCAUAAGCUUGUAAUAAUAUCAUGAUGCAAAAUGCAUUUAGUCCAACUUCAAAGGUCUCCAUAGUCUAUCACAGUCUCAACAAUAUUUAAAAGUACAAAGUUCAAAGUCUCUUCUAAGAUUCGUGCAAUCUCUUAACUGUAAUCCCCUGUAAAAUCAAAAUCAAAAAGCAGAUCACAUACUUCCUACAUAUAAUGGCACAGGAUAUACAUUACCAUUCCAAAAUGUAGGAAAGGGAGCAUAGUGAGGAAAAACUGGACCAAAGCAAGACCAAAAACCAGCUGGUCAAACUCUAAACUCUUCAUCUCAUAUCUGAUGUCAAAGUGCUCUUCAGAUCUCCAACUCCUUUCAGCUUUGUUAACUUCAACACAUUUCUUUCUUUGGCUGUUUCCACUCUCUGUUAGUAGCUCUCCUCGGCAAGUAUUCCACGACUCUGGCAUCUCUAACAUCUUGGGUUCUCCAAGGCAAUCCAGGCUUUAACUUCACAGCUUCAUGCAAUGGCCUCUCUACUAGGCCUCCAUUCAGGGACACUCUUGACACAUUCCUGGUCUCAGUAACUGUCCUUAGGCAUAGAGGCAAAUUCCAUAAUCCAUUUCUUUUAUCCUUAACUCUAAAGCCAGAACCAUAUGGCUGAAGCUGCCAAGUUCUGUUACUUACUGGGAUUGGAACAUGGCCCCUUCAUUCAAUUACAUCUUCGCCAGCUUUCUGUCCUUCACUACCUAAGCUUGGCCAUCCUGAAACUGGAUUUCUAGACCAGGCUGGCCUCAAACUCAGAAGUCUUCUAGCCUCUGCCUUCCCAGUGCUGGGAUUAAAAGUGUGCCCACCACACCCAGCUCUAAGCUUUUCUUUAGUUUCUUUCCACAAGUUGGAAAUUUGGCUAGGUUGGAUCUUGCUCUGAGAUCACCACUCCCUUUAUUUCUUAAUUUGUUUAUCUCCUUGAGCACAGCACUUAAAGCCAUUCCUUUUCUCCUCAAAUUGUACAUUUUAUUGCUCCUUUUCAUUAUAAAUUUCCAUUAGAGUUACUAUUAAUAACCAUAUGACAGAGUCUAUACUAGGCUCUUUUGAGAUUUCUUCUGCUGAUGGAAUUAAUCCAAAACUCUUCACUUUAGCCUCAGGCAGACUCUUUGGACAAGGGCAAAAAGAAGCCAUUUUCUUCACCAAAGUAUCUCUAGGCCACAUACUAACAUUCUUCUCCUCUGAAACCUUUUGAUCCCCACCAUUUACCAAAUCACAUUCAGCACCACUGUCUUCCAUGCUCCUACUAGUAUGGACCAUUAAGCAGUGCUUAAAGCAUUCCACUGCUUUCCUAACCCAAACUCCCAAAGUCCAUAUUACUCCAAACAAAAAUAUGAUCAGGCCUAUCACAACAAUACCCCAGUGCCUGAGACCAACUUCUGUCUUAGGGUUUUUAUUGCUGUGAAGAGACACCAUGAUCCUGGCAACUCUUAUAAAGAAAACAUUUAAUCUGGAGUGACUCACAGUUUCAGAGGUCAGAGGUUCAGUCCAUUAUCACUAUGGGGAGCAUGGCAGCAUGCAGGCAGACAAUGUGCUGGGGCAGCUGAGAAUCCUACAUCUUUAAGGCAAUAGGAAGUCAACUGAGACACUGGCCAGUGUCUUGAGCAUAGGAAACCUCAAAGCCCACCCCUACAGUGACAUACUUCCUCCAAUGAGGCCAUACUCACUCCAAGAAAGCCUAUGAGAUUAUGGGGGGGCCAAUUACACCCAAACUACCACAGACACAAAAGGCUAGCCUUGGUCUGUCUGUCCAGAAAUCCCUGUAAGCAAGGCUAACAACUUAAUUCCCUCUUUUCCAACAGAAGCCUGCUGGGACUGGGUCCACUGCAGGGCCUGCCACACACAAUCUGAUAUUGCACACCUGAUUCCAGUCUACAACUGGAAAUCAUCAUCAUUGAUCCCAUUCCCUGGUGCCAGGAAGCAUGCCAUGUGUUUUCUGGGAAGACCCUGGAUUAGUACAGAGGCCUCAUCCCUGUUGCUGCCUUGCCCUGUGCCUCCUCUAUAAAGCAGAGACAUUCCUGUUACAAUGUUAAGCAGAUUUUGCCAUACUGCAUAGAUGCCCCUGCUGGCUCCCAGGCCAGCGUUUCAAGCAAUCUGGAAGGCUUUAUGUGUCCAGUUCCGUCUCCACCCUGACCUUCCACUGUGGCAGUCUGCCUGGCCUCCUGGCACUGCCCAGCAAGCCCCACCUCAAUACCUGCCCCCCAGGAAUAGCCUUUCCAGGAGCCACCCAGUACACACCUCAUUUUCUUCAAGGUCCCAUCUUCAAAACUUUCCAAAAGAAGCCCCAGCUAAAAUGUUGGCAUCUACAUCUAACAAAAGUAGGUAAGGAAGGACCAUCUCAAAAUGCACCAAAAUGGCAUACUGAUCAUUUGGAGUUCCUGGAGGAACUACUCACUAUUCACAGGUAUCUACCCAGAACACAUGCUUCAGGACAGCUAUGAAAGCAGCCCAUCAUAAAACCAUAAACUUACUUAAAACAUGAGAUUUUCGUGUGUUGAUUCCAUUGUGUGGUUCUCCAGCAUAAACUGCAAAUGAUAACAUCAUGUCACAAAGUCCAGAGGUAGAACUCCCUAACAACUUCAGAAAGGGCCAGUUGUCCUGUCAUUUCCUACAAGCCUCACACUAUAAAUGUUCCAUGGGGAGAAAUGUUUUCCCCACAAGACAUCAGCACCUGGGUUAUCCCAAGCCUGAAUAAAUAACUUUUCUUCUGCCUGCUUUUAUAGGCUCCCAGAUGUCUAGUGACAUCUCUAGAGUUUACUGCCCCUAGUCCAGAGAUCUGUGUUCCAUUAGACUUUACAGGCUACUGUAUAUUGCAUAAAAAGUCUAAAAGCAUCAUGCAUUGGUCAUUUCUUCACACUUCACUUUCUUGUGAAAAUCCUCACGUGCACAUAAAGGUAAUAAGUGGUGUGUUUUUUUUCUUCUUAAUCUUGUAUUAAUUCAGUUCCAACCUCUCCACUGUCAUCAAAAUUAGCCAAGUGUGGUGUCAUGCACCUUUAAUCCCAGCACUUAGGAGGCAGAAGUGGCAGAUCUCUGUGAAUUCGAGGCCAGCCUGGUCUACAGAGGGAGUUCCAGGACAGGCUCCAAAGCUACACAGAGAAACGAUGUCUUGAAAAACCAGAAAAAAAAAAAAAAAGAAAGAAAGAAAGAAACUCUAGUCAGUCAACAUUGUGUUGUAGCCACAGCUAUCCAGGUACUUCAAAUCUGAGUGACUAAGGCCCAGGAACACAGAUUCCAGGUACCCUAAGCCUCAUGUACCCCAGAGGUAACUCAUUCUUUUAAGCAGAAGGAAGUUGCUUUGCCUUGAUGGGCCUCAACAAAGCCUAGAUGCCUUCAUAUUUUUUUUUGGUAAUUUAAAUCCUAAGGAGUGAGUAGCAAAGCUGAUAUUUGCCUUUCUGCUGUUAUUGGGGUUGGAGAGGAUCAAUGGCCCCCAAGGCUGUUAAUCCCUAUUUCUCAAUUUCACAAAUCAAAACCCUAAAAUUAUUUAGGAACCAGACCAGGAGUAAAGGACUCCAAAUGUUUUUGGCAUUUCUGGACUUCAUCCAAGACAGAGCAAAGGACAUUUUUGGCUUUUGGACAAGGAUACAAAUCAAGGCCCCUAUCUCUAAAUAUUCUGCCCCAUUUCUAUCUUUCUUUUUUAUCAUUCCUCACUGUCUUAGUUAGGGUUUCUAUUGCUGUGACAAAACACCAAGACCAAAAACAAGUUGAGGAGGAAAGAGUUUAUUUGGCUUAUACUUCCAUAUCUCUAUUCAUCAUUGAAAGAAGUCAGGACAAGAACUCAAACAGGGCAGGAUCCUGGAGGCAGGAGCUGAUACAAAGCCAUGGAGGGGUGCUGCUUGCUGGCUUGCUCCCCAUGGCUUACUCACACUGCUUUCUUACAGAACCCAGGACCACCAGCCCAGGGGUGACACUAUUGGGAAUGGGCAAAAAGCACCUUGUCCUAAGAACUGCCAUUUUGACUUCAGGCUCCAUUUUACCAGUAGGGUGAAACAAAGUUCAGGUUCCCAAGCCCUAGGGAAGCUGGGAACCUUCCAAUGGCUGACCCACCUCCUCCCUAAACCAUAGAAAUAGUCAUUAUACAUAUUAGAAACAUUUUGGCUGUUCCUAACAAGAGAAAGAACAAAUAAAUCUGAUUGGUUGGAUUGAAAGCUGGCAUUCCAUGUUGGUUGACACCUGAUGGGACACACGGGGGAAGCCCCUAAUCUUUGAAUCCUGAUUGGUGGGAAAAUGGAACCGUAACUUGGCAAGGAUAUUUGUGGGUUUUGUGCUUAAGUACUUGCUGAAAUGUACAUUUUGAGAUCACAGUUCAGCUCCCAAGUCUGUUUUGCCAGCCUGAUGGAUCAGUUUUCUGUAGUGCUGCUCAGUAAUAAAUCUUGCUUUGCAGAACCUCUUGGGUCUGCUUGGAUUGAUUCGAAGCCUCGGACCACAACAGCACCAUCCACGGUGGGCUGGCCUUUCCCCCUUGAAUCACUAAUUAAGAAAAUGUUCUGCGGCUGGAUCUUACAGAGGCAUUUUCUCAAUUGAGUUUCCCUCCUUUCAGAUAACUCCAACCUACGUCAAGUUGACAUAAGACUAGUCAGCACACCCACUCUGAAGAAGAAACCCUAACUGCCAUUAGGGAAUUUAGAUGACUCCCAACCUGGCUUCUGUCUAUUGGGUGCAGUCAUCUGUCUGGUGGGCCUCUGCAAGGGUCCUUAAAACCAGCCAGCCAGGUACAGUGAGAAAAGGAGGUCACCAAUAGACACCUGGAUAGAGAUGAGGGUAAAGAAUAAAAUUAAGAGGGAUCUGGGAGAGUAGGCAUUGAGUAAGUGGGGUGCAGAGGGUUUUAGCGAUCCCACUCUUACAGACUUUCAAGCCUCAGAGGUUGAUCAAGGGGAUUCAGGUAGAUAAUUAGACUUUCUUGGGGCAGACUCCUAGCCAGGUGAUCCACAGCUGGUUAACUCCUGAGGUGACAAUAAUAUGGAAUGUUGCAAUGUUAGGUAGCUUGGAAAUCAGGUCUCCACCCAGAGCCAGAGGCCUAACUUUGAUUCCAAUCUCUUGAGCAGGAGGAAGUAACUUGUCUUGAAUAGGUGUGAGGUCCAAGCUCCAUGCUAGAAAAGGAAGAGUGUCAUAGGAGGCUGAGAUGUUGAGAAGUUGAAGGAAGAUUAAGAUAUAUUUCAUUAACCAGCACACAGACUGUUAGGCAGGCAGCUCCUGGCGGGUACCCAGACAGGCACAGCCUGCGUGCAGACCAGCAUGUAGGCCCUACGGAGUUAGGCAUACAGGUUUACAGACAGAUAUACACAGAUGGUAAGCAAUGGCAAAGGCUCAGACUUCUGCCUUUAAGCUCAUAUUUAUAUGGAAUCCACACAAAAGUGUCAUUCUGCUAGAACUGGUUGUCUAACAGUUGACAUCACUAUCUACUUUGGGGUUCCCUGAACAUUCAGUGACAGCCAUUAUGUGCUGACUCAUAGUUAUGCCCAACUCCAAUAACUAUUCAUUCAUUCAUUUAUUUGUUUGUUUGUUUGUUUAUUUAUUUGCUUACUUAUUUACUUAUUUGGUGUUUUGAAACAGGGUUUCUCUGUGUGUAGCCCUGGCUGUCCUGGAACUCAUUCUGUAGACCAGCUGGCCUCAAACUCAGAGAUUCACCUGCCUCUCCCUCCUGAGUGCUGGGAUUAAAGGCCUACAUCACACCACCACCACCACCCUGCCACCCAACCCAACACCCCCACACCCUCACUUUCAAUAGCUAUCUUGAUCUAUGCUGGAUAUCCACAUCAGCAUCAUGUUGUCUAAACAUAAAUUGGUCCCUUAAGGCCCUCGGUUCCCAGCAAUGGACCUCAAUAAAUAGCAGACAACUCCACCUUGUUAUAUAAUAAUUUAAAUCCUAAGGAGUGGUGAUGCUGAUGUUUACCUUUCUAGUGUUACCAAGGAAACAGGAGGUAGGAUCCAUCCUCACCUCACAGUAAUAAUUUAAAAAUGAAUACACUAAACCAGAGUUGUGGGUACAUACCUUUGAUCUCAGCACUUGGGAGGUGGAUCUUUGUGAGUUGGAGGGCAGUUGCACGUACACAGUAAGUUUGAGAACAGUCAACCUUACACAAAGAGACGUUAUUUCAAAAAUCAAAAAUAAGAGAGAGAGAGAGAGAGAGAGAGAGAGAGAGAGAGAGAGAGAGAGAGAGAGAGAAUUGGGAGGGUGGGGAGCACUAUGGUCUCAGAAACUAGGAAUCAAUGAAGAAGAAUGAGGCAGUUGUUUGGGGAUAAGAAAUUAUCAGGCAAAGUAUUAACUUCAUAGACAGACAGCAGCAUCGUGGGAGAUCUUAGAAAAGUUCGGGCCCAUGAGGCAGAGUAGGGAUUGUUAUGAUAUUUUGCACACGGGAGUGGAACCCCCAGCUGUCUGUGGUAUCUCACACACGAGGGAAAACAUGCCAGCAUGCUGGGCAGAUGCAGCAGUGGAUGGUGGACGAGACACACCAUGUGGGCAUGGCAGCAGUGGUGGUGGUGGCAGACAUUCAUUUGCGAAAAGAGUUUAUUAUAAUAGGAGAUAAAGAGACAAAGACAGAAGGGAGAGAAAGGAACAGAGAGAUGGGGGAUCGAGGGUGCACACUCAUGGCAGGGAAGAAAGAGAGAGCAGAAGAGAGAGAGAGGGGAAGGGGAGGGGUUUUUCCUUAAAAUGAGGCUUUUAUGUCAGGACACAGAGCGAUGCCAAGAGGCGGGUCAGAAUAUUAACGUUCCUCCGUUUUGAUUAUUAUAAAAAAAAGGUGAGUUAUGGGAACAAGUGAGGGAACAAGGGUGCUGAAUUUUCAAGACUGCUUCAAGCUGGCCAGGGGCAAAGUGGGGAGGUGGAAGCCUGGAGUCACACACGGCAGGAGGUGUGAGUGAUUAAGCAGCUUUCAAGUGUGGAGAUCUCAGGCAUCUAUUCCUUGAGGGAAUUGAGAAGGCAGGUUGCAGCAGUGAUGUUCCGGGAGGGGGAACUGCACACCAAAUCAGGAGUACAGGAACCAUGGCAUCUGCUGUAUCUUUGGAUGUCAGGAAGGAGGAGUGAAUCUGCAAAAUAUACUCGACAAAUGGGUGGGCUCAAAAUGGGCUCUGGAGAUGGUUAGUUUUCAUCAGACCAGAUUCUUAAUACAGUAGCAGAACUUUCCCCAGGAAUCUGCAGGUGUCUGUAAGACAAGUGGAAUAGAUUUAGCAAAAGGCUCAUGUCUUUGGAUUUAAAGGUAUGAACAUUUUCUGGCUUCAGCCCAAUAAUAUCUUUAAAUCUAUAACAUGAGGAAAUUUACUGAAUGGAAGUGGUUGAGUGAGUGAAGGAAGAGGAGACUUCGCUAAACAUCAUCAGAUCUGAGAAGGAUAUGUAAGUGAACAGAAGUGAGGCAGGUUUCUUGUCUUUAUAUAAACAAACCAGGAUACACUGAGUGCAGUCAAUAGUAAAAAGUUUCAUUGAAAUCUGUUCUGUGAGUUUAUCUGAUCUGGUAACAAGGUAAUGUCUAGACCUAGCAGUAGCCCUAGGAGAGGGAGACCUGUAAGUUUUACAUAGAGAACUGAGAAGGCAGCUGAAGCAAAGCCUGGUCAUGAAAUGGAAUCAGAGAUCUGAGAAGGAUAAAUCAUAUCAGAGUGCAGACCAAGCAGCUUUCGAAUCUAGCUCAGUCAGUAGAGCAUGAGAUUCUUAAUCCCAGGGUCGUGGGUUCAAGCCCCACAUUGGGUGCCAGAUGAAAGAUGAAUUGCUAACCGGUCUUAUUAAUAAAAAACCCAGAGCCAGAUAUUGGAGUGAAAACUGAGAGAUCAGAGAAGCAGAAAGAAGCCAGCCACAUUCUUAUCGCUCAGAAAUCCUCAGGCAAGAGAUAGCUACUUCCUGUAUACUCAUGCCUAUGUCCUUUCUCUGCCCUGCCAUCUCACUUCCUCUCUCCACCCAGCUACAUCACUUCCUCUCUGUCUGUACACACCUCCAGACCUCUAUGGUUAGCUAGUGCUGGGAAUUAAAGGCAUGUGUCACCAUGCCUGGCUCUGCUCCCAGUGUGGCCUUAAACUCACAGAGAUCCAGAUGAAUCUCUGCCUCCUGAAUGUUAGGAUUAAAGGUGUGUGCUACCACUACCUGACCUCUGUAAAAAAAUGUCCCAUUGAACAUGUGGUAUAACCCUAGCCUCUUAAUGUUUGACAGACAAUAAUCUGUCAUCUGAACAAUCUUGCCACUUGAAACUUUGGUAUUGAUCUCUGUGCCCUGACAAAAUAAGUAUUCUGUUAUAUGUGAGAUACAUUUGUACAUAAUGUCUAUAAUAACUAACACUCACUCUAGACUUCUAAGAGAUAUAAAAUUUAGGGUUUUGCCAAUGCUGUGGCCCUUUUACCCUACUGAGCCAAAGAUCCUAAAUUGUACUUCAGUAGGAAAGUUGACUUAAUACACACACACACACACACACACACACACACACACACACACACAAACUUGUAUAUAAUUCUUCUGUGCAAUAAUGCUAGUCAUCACUGACUCUUUUAUAUAUGUAUUACAUAAUUCAUUUAAGAUAUAAAGCUUUUAAAAACCACUUUAUUGAAAUGAUGUCCUCCAAAGUAGCAAUGUUCAUAGAACUAACCUUUUUCCAGCUUUAUGUUUGUGUAAUCUUGAUCAUAUUGUGACUACUCUUUUUAGCCAGUGUAAGGCAAAUAAACCCUUUCCUCCUCAGUUUCCUUUUUGUCAUGGUCUUUCAUUCAUCAAAGCAAUAGCAGCCCUAAGACAGGGAGACAGGGAGGAAUUCCCUUGUCAACCCUCUGUGAUCUUCCACAAGCUGCUUCUCUUUCCCAUGCAGGCUUGGGUUUCUCCAUUCUGAGUGGGGUUAGCUCAAGCUAUGCAGUUUGCCCUAAGGACAAGAAGAAUCAGGGCUAGUUUCUAGUCUGCUGUGCCAUUGCUCAGGUUGACUUUGGAUGUAGCUUCUGUUAUUGUCUCUCAUUCAGCCAUAAUCAGCUGCUGAGUACUUGUGUUGGACAACAACACUUCCUGGUUACUUUUGCAUUAAUUUUAUACACCACUUACUCUGUAAACUUUCAUAUAACAUGUAAAGUUCACAUACAUAGCAAUAUAUUGUGGUGAUAUUGUGUUCCUCAAUAUAUCAUGCACCCUAAUACAUUUUUCUGGGUCAGAGAACAGAACAGCCACUAGACAGACAUAGAGGCCAGAAAAUGGUGACACUCACACCUUUAACCCUAGCAUUCCAGAGGCAGAGAUCCGCCUGGAUCUCUGUGAGUUCAAGGUCACACUGGAAACAGCCAGGCAUGGUAACAAGAGCCUUUAAUCCCAGGGAGUGAUGGCAGAAAGCAGAAAGGUAUAUAAGGCUUUGAAGACCAGAAACUAGAAGCUUUUGGCUGGUUAAGCUUUUAGGCUUUUGAGCAGCAGUUCAGCUGAGAUCCAUUCUAGAUCUAGUCUGAGGAAACAGGAUCAGCUGAGGAACUGGAGAGGUGAGGUGGCUGUGGCUUGUUCUGCUUCUUUGAUCUUCCAGCAUUUACCCCAAUAACUAGCCUUGGGUUUGUUUUUAUUAACAAGACUCUUUUUCAGAUUCAUGCUACAAUAUAUACUUCUGAAAAUCAUAGAUGUGUAAGACAUCAUUUCAAAAGCGUCUUUAACCUGAAACCUUGUCUUUUUAGCGAAUCAUAGAAUGUUUCUAAGAGCAGAAGAGCAGCUUCAGGGUGACAGAGACAAGGGAAGGACUUACAGGCGCACAUUGAUCUGCAUUUUCCCAGGUCUCCAACAGACAAAAUAUACGAACACAAAUUAUGAUUAUUAUUUUAUUAUUUUGGUUUUUUGAGACAGGGUUUUUGUGUGUAACCUUGGCUGUCCUGGGAGUAGCUCUGUAGACCAGGCUGGCCUCAGAGAUCCACCUGCUUCUGCCUCCCGAGUGCUGGAAUUAAAGAUGUGAACCACUGUGCCUGGCUCAACAAAUUAUUUUUAAAUAACUAUUCAUACUCAUCUAUUUCAUCUUUUAUGAGCCAAGAAGCUGAACGGAUGCCUUCUUAGCAUCCUUAUCCUCAUGGUUCUGAACUGUUGAUGACAUAGCUAAUGGAGAUUGGAAAAGAAAAAUUAAUUUUUUGUUUAAAAUGUUUAUUGCAUUUGUUUAUGUAGGUAUAGGUACGUCGUGGCGCACACACUGGGAGCAGAGGACUACUUUCAGGAGUUGGUUUUCUCCUUCCAUCAUGUGUUUCUUGAGGCUCGAACUCUGCUUGUCAGACUUUGCAGCAAGUACCUUUACCCAUGAGCCACCUCAGUGGCCCAGAAACACCAAAUUUUAAAUGUCGUUUGAGCAUUCAUUACUUACAUUUUUGAUUUUGAAAGGUUUAAUUGCAUUCAAUUUGUAUGUUUGUUUGUUUAUUUAUUUAGAGACAGGGCUUCUCUAUAUAACAGUCCUGGUUGUCCUGGAACUCUCUGUAGACCAGGCUGCCUGGCCUUGAACUCAGAGAUCCACCUGCCUCUGCCUCCUGAGUGCUGGCAUUAAAGGCGCAUGUGCUACCACUGCCUGGCCUGAAAAGCUAUUUUUAUUAAAAUAACAAGAUGAAGUUCUUUUAAGAAAUUAUUAUUUAUUUUUAUGUGUGUGGAUGUUUUACCUGCAUGUGUGUUUGUGCAGCACAUGCACAUAGUGCUCAUGGAGGACAGAAAGGGCACUGGAUCCCUGGGACUGGAGUCACAGAGAAGUGUGGGCUCUUGGGAAUCAAUGCUGGGUCCACUGCAACAGCAGCCAGUGCUUUUAACCACUGAGCUAUCUCUCCAGCAAAUGAAAACUUACAAAAUUGGUUGAUUAGUCACAUGUAAUCUCUACUGAAAUCUCUAAUUCAUAUAUACACGAAGAUGAGAACUCAAGACCCAUAAGCACAACAAUCCUUUCAAAGCAAUUAACAGCUCAAAAUACUAAAAUGUCAUCAAAUCUUGGAGAAGAGUGUUCAAAAGGUAGAUAGCAAGAAUGGAGAAAGCAUUUAUAAAAUUGGGUUUGAUAAGAAAGCUUUUGUUAGGUUUGGGCUAGGGGUUUGGUUAGGCACUCCUCAGGCUCUCUCUCUCUCUCUCUCUCUCUCUCUCUCUCUCUCUCUCUCUCUCUCUCUCUCUCUUUCUUACCUCAUAGCUGCUAUAAGAGAAAUGGCAGACACCCUACUGAGAGUCCCUUUGUAAGUCUGUGAUUCUCAAAGGGAAAUUAUGGAGGGCCUAAGCAAACAAAGGCUGCAGGGACACAUCAAAGAGGGUGUGUCACAUAACCAAGGGGUCAAAGCUCAGUUCCUUUACCAUUGCCUGGGAGUAUAAGACACUCUGACUACAAGCACAUACUCUGGGCUACUCACCAAUUCCAUGACAUAGAACCUCCCCCUCUCUUUGAAACCUGUAGAAAGGCACCCCUGUUAAUAUUCUGACCCGCCUCUUGGCAUCACUCUGUGUCCUGACAUAAAAGCCUCAUUUUAAGGAAAAACCCCUUCCCUUGCCCUCCCUCUCUUCGGCUCUCUUUCUUCUCUGCCAUGAGGUGUGCACCCUUAACCUCCCCCAUCUCUCUCUUCCUCUCUCUCCCUUCUGUCUCUUUAUCUCCUAUUAUAAUAAUCUCUUUCUGCUCAGAUGCAGAGCUUGGGUUGUGAAUGAAUGUCUACCUGCCGCCACCACCAUGCCUUCAUGGCGUGUCUCAUCCAUCACCCACCGCUGCAUCUGCCCAGAAUGCCAGCAUGUUUUCCCUCAUGUGUGGGAUACCCUGGCCAGCUGGGGGUCCCCCAAAUGCAAAAUAUCAUAACACUGGUGCUAGUGACUUGGCAGAGGUCCUCCUGGUGCAUUUCUUCUGCCUGCUGGCAGUCUGAGACACACUAGGAGCCCUAGAACCUUCAACACUCACUUCAGCCAACACUGGCAUAAUCGGUAAGACCCCCUUUUGGUAAGCCUCCCUUUGGGCCAUUUUCCCACAAGUGAGGAUUCAUCUCAUUUCACUCACUGGCAACACAUGUCUUUCGGGCUUUAAGCCCUUCAGCCCCUGUCCCUACACAACGGCACAUGGAGACAGCCUGUGCCCACUCCAUUCCACGGCCCACAGCCUUUGUGACGAUGGUCCACUGGCUAUCUUGCACUGUUCGUCAGUCCUCCCUGACCCCCUGGGACGCUGGAGGUCAGUCUGAUGGAUAUGGUGAUAUUUUAUUUGUGCUGAAAUGUGAUUUUAUUUGUAUGUUAAUAAAUAAAGUUGCGGGGGUCAGAGCUAAUAGCAAGCCACUUAGCAGAAGUCUGGCAGUGGUAGCACAUGCCCUUAAUCCAAUCACAUGCCAGGCAGAGUCUGUGUGUUCAAGGACAUAGCCAGCUUGGAGACACACACCUUUAAUCUCAAUACCAAACAUAGAGACCUGGAGGUCUGUAUAGACAGGCAGUGAUGGAGGUCAUGUGGUUGGGUCUACAACCAAUGAGAAGACAGAACAGAAAGUCAAUAAAAAGAUAGACAUGUGGUGAUAUUGUGUUCCCUGAAAUAUUGUGCACUCUAAUAAACUUAUCUGGGGUCAGAGAACAGAACAGCCACUAGAUACAGAGGCUAAAAAAUGGUGGCACUCACACCUUAAUCCUAGCCUUCUGGAGGCAUGGAUCUCUGUGAGUUCAAGGCCACACUGGAAAUAGCCAGACAUGGUGACUCACAUUUUUAAUCCCAGGAAGUGAUGGCAGAAAGCAGAAAGGUAUUUAAAGUGUGAGGACCAGGAACUAGAGGCUGGUUAAGCUUUUAGGUUUUUGAUCAGCAGUUCAGCUGAGACCCAUUCAGAUGAGGACACAGAGGCUUCCAGUCUGAGGAAACAGGAUCAACUGAGAAACUGGCGAGGUGAGGUAGCUGUGGCUUGUUCUGCUUCUCUGAUCUUCCAGCAUUCACCCCAAUACCUGGCUCCAGGUUUGUUUUUAUGAAUAAGAGCUGUUAAGAUUCGUGCUACAUCUGGCGCUCAAUGUGGGGCAAGACACACAGGAAGUAGGUCUCUUUCUGAGGAGAAGGAUUGUGGGGCAUUUACCCACCAACCCCACAGCUCUCCAGAGUUUUCUUGAGUGUGAGCAGCAGAAAAUACUAGAUAGAAGGAUUUAUUUCAGAGAAUAUUGCAGAGAUAAACAGAUAGAUAGCCUCGAGAGGGCCUGGAACCUUUUCCAACGGCCCCGACUAUCUCUGCCCCAGGGUUUUUAUAGAGACGCCAAGGGGGUGAAGCAAAAGACCUCCCCCCGAGCACAGCCAAGUGCAGACCAUCUCAGACACCUGCACUUAGGCCUGUGGUCUAAUCAUCCUCAUGCAGACCUGCUGGGCAAAACCAGGAACCUGAAAACGGGCUCCCACAAAGGACAACAAUGGACAGCGAGGGGUAAGAAGGGGGUCUUGGUCUUAGCUCUUGGCUGCUGCUUGAUCUCUGGGCUUUUAACUCUGCAUUUGGCUCUGUGUUUCUUAUUUAAUAACACCGUCCAAAAUUACAUCUACAGCUGGACCUUUAUCUCACUGUGGAAAAUGUGUUUAUGCCCCCACCACCACCACUGCCACCGACCCAUGGCUUGAGUUUGUUCCUCUGCCGUAACCCCACGGGUUCCUCUCUCCUGCCCAGCUGCACUGCUACUCCGUUUCCUGGUCCCCUCCACAGCACCGCCUCUGAGCUCCAAUUCAUUAACCUUAAAAGUUUUCCAGAAAAACCUUUCUCCCUCUUUCUUUCAAAAAGUCUAUUUCCUAUAUGUGAAUGGAAAUAUAUGAUUGAUGUGAUCACCUAUAUUUCUUUCUGACCGACUUUUAAAUACUUCAAUUUACCUGUUCCUUAUUUGCUCAGUUUAUUUUGGGAAAAAAAAAAAAAGAACUCACAUGACCACGUGGUCAGUCACCGUAUUUGAUAAGGGCUGUCACGUGGUCAGGCAGACACCAUCUUUGCUAAGGUCAAAGGGGGACAGGUCAUAUGACCUCACUGCCAUCUUUACUAAGGGCAUUCCCUGUCCAUGGCUCGAGUAUGGGCAGGGCACCCGGUGCUCAGGCCAUCUAUAUGGGGGAGAGGUCAGGAAAUUACCUUGCACCACACAUUGUUUUACCAUUAUUUUAUGGGCCAAGGGAAGUCCUCUGGUCUUGGCCUGGAAUUCCCCAGCUGCCACUCUUAGGCUCGAGGGGACGGGGCUGGUGACCUAUCCUCCCCACAUGCUGGUGAUAUAGUCAACUUGCCAGAUCAUUUCAUUGCCUGACUCAGUUGUGGGAAGGGGCAGCAUGAUCCUGUGCUGGAAUAAGGUGGCAACAGUAAUGCUUAAGAGAUUUUUAAUUUUUUUUUAAAAUGCCAUAUACUUUAUUUUUGAUAUUGCAAGAAGACAUUUGAGAGAUCUUGAAUCUAUCCUUGGGAGCAGUUUUUAGGUCUCCUGAUAAAUGAUUCAGGAUAUAAAUACCAGUUACAAAAAUAUGAAUUUAAAUUUCUCAUCAGGCUAAAGACUUCUCUCUGUCCAAUCUGUACCUGGCUCUUUCUAAAUAAAAGUUGUACAUACUUUUAAACCCAAAUCUGUAAUUUUGCUAGGACUCAAAGGUAUGAGCCUAGAUAUUCAUUAUCUGCUUUUCUAUGAUUUAGAUUUCAAUACUGAUUGAUAAUAUCUAAAACUUUUAUGCCCUUUUAUAAAAUAAGAAUUCAUAUAAGCCUCAGAGGAUCAAAAGAAGCCAUUGGAUCCACUUCACAGAAGUCAAAAGGACUCCAGAUAAGUACAAUAGUACAGCUUGAGUUUUCAAACUCCUCCUCUUCCCAAUUACUAAGACUGUGGGCCUAAAGAUUCCAAAUAAGAUCAUAAAUUUUAACUUUUGUCUCUAGUCUAUCUGCUUCAAGAGGUUUUCCAUUUGACUGGCAGAUACGUCAAAGCAGCAGUUGUGGACCACAACCUGCAGCACUGGACACUGGGUUCCCCAGCUACGGAUGCCAGCAGAGACUCUUGUCUAUAUGAUGUGGGCCGAUCCAGCCAAACAUAAUUGUUCCCUGCCUCUACAGCUAGGUCAGAUGACCAGAUACUUCUGAUAAAUGCCCCAUUGCUCAAAUUCCCUCCUUACCUUUGACUAGCCAGGGUCCUGACCACCUGCACCCCAUUUCAGCUUGAAGCAGUUAUGGAAGAGAAUGUGUCAUCCUCUGCUCUCUGCCUCAAAACAGACUAAAGGGCUAAGUUAAAGGUAAAACCCCUUUAGUAGGGGACCAUAUGGCUACCUAACACCUAUUGAUUUAUGCAGAACCAAGGAAGUAUAUGACCUUAAGAAAUAAUUAUUUCUAUAUAAGUCAUUCAGGAUUAUAAUCUGUCUCUAGACUAGAACUACAGGGCCUUAAAAAUGGUAACAAAUGUAGAUAUUGCUGCCAAUGGCUUAAAAAAUGUCUCUCCUUACUCAGGGUCUAUUCAGCUCUAAGAAUGUAAGUCUCCUUGUCCUUGUUAAAUUUAUCUGUUCAGAUUAACAAAAGCUGACUUAGAGAUUUAUACCUCUAGAAAAGUUAAAUAAAUGAUGGCAUAUGUUUAAUAAGCAAGAUAUAUAUCCUAUGAUGGAGUUUCUGGUCCCAUGAGAGGGUCCUUUUCUCAGAGGGAACCUUUUCUCAGAGUUGGGCUGCAUCCUGACUCACAAACCCUUUUCUCCUGUCUCCAUUCAGCCUUGGGAUCUUUCCCAUCACUCUUCUUUGCCUUCCCAGGAGACAGCAAGUCCUAGCCUUACGGAAGCUGCUCAGAUAUGGAGGACUUAAGGAAUACUAGCUGAUAGCCAUUUAUAUCUAAUAGACAGGCAGGUAUAUAGUCCUCAAAUGCUCAGAGAUCUGCAGAAUAUGGCAUUUAAAAUGUUGAUCAAAAAGCUUUUUAAAUCAGACAGAGACUCCCAGAUCCUAGCAGUGACCCAAGUUCUCCAAAGAAGAAUAUGAGGCACCACGAUGUCUCCACCUGGAUGAUGGCAACGCUGACCUCUAGGCAAGAUGCCCCAAUGUGACACCUGCUACCAGGACCUAGCCACCUGUAUGGACAAACACCAGGACAUUAGAGAAUUGAUUGCACCCCUUUUGCUUAGACAAGGUAAGAUCAGUCUUCUCUAUGUCCCUUCUCCAUGAGAAAAACUCCCACCUUAUGGACCUGGUGGCCAAAGAUUGAUGCUGUUCUGAUACUUCUGCCUCCAACUAUGUGGAGACCUGGGUAUGGACUGGUUCCUGUCAUUUUUAAUAGAUUCAAAAGCUGUAUAACUUUUCCUUCUCAGAUCUCUGAUUCUAUUUGAUGACCAGGCUUUGCUUCAGCUGCCUUCUCAGUUCUCUAUAUAAAAUUCACAGGUCCCCCUCUCCUAGGGCUACUACUAGGUCUGGACACAAUUUACCUUGUUACUAGAUCAGAUAAACUCACAAAACAGAUUUCAAUGUAACUUUUUACUACUGACUGCUCUCAGUAUCUCUUGGAGAAUUAGAUAAAAGAAACAGCUUUAAAGUUAGUUUAUAUGAAGAUAGGAAAGUUAUCUCACUUCUGUUCACUUACAUAUCCUUCUCAGAUCUGAUGAUGUUUAGAGAAGCCUUCCUCUUUCUUCACUCACCCAACCACUUCCAUUCAGUAAAUUUCCUCUGGUUAUAGAUUUAGAGAUAUGUUUCACUGGGCUGAAUCCAGGCCCUUUUAUGUUCAUACUUUUUAACCUUGUGAUUUGCGGCAAGUCCUUAGGCUAGCUGUUUUGACUUGUUGAGAAGUUGGAGACCAAGUGAGGUCCUCCUCACCUCUGGAACUGAUCCCAGGACCUUGGGACAGCAAAGCUCAGGCGAGCUUCCCUAGUUACUAGCACUUCCUGCAUGUAGCCACACGUGAUGGCUGGAGAAGUAACUGCUGCGCACAGGGGAGAAGAUAGCCUAAGUCAUGCCUGCUGUCUCUUGGCCUGCAUACCACACACUCUUUUCCCCAUGCAUACCAUAAGCAGCGUCCUUACACUGUAUUAAAUUAAUACUGUGGGCAGGUGUGCAACACAGUGGACAUAAAGAUCAGAGGACAACUGAUCAUGGGAACUCUGUUCUUUCCCUCCACCACAGGAUCAGGGAUUGAACUCUAGUCAUUAGGCUUGCAUGGCAAGCGAUUCUACUGGCUGAGCCAUCUUGCUGGUCCUAAUUUCUUAGCUGUACUAUGGGAACAUAAUACAUUAGCAUUAGAGGAAGCUGAGUGGAGGGUAUAUACAAAUUCUGUGCUACUUUUUGCAGCUUUUUAAAAGUCUAAAGUUAUUCAAACUAAAAAGUUAAAAACAAAGAACAAAGAAACAUGAGAUGACAACUGUCAAGGCUGCUAUCACAUGCAUGCAGGGCUCGGAUACAUGUGGGGGUCAGAUACAUGCAGAUGGAAACGAGAUGAGCAUUGGAAUGAUUGACAGUCGAUGCACGUGGGUGUCAGGCACAUGUAGGGUUAUUAUUUUUUCUCUCUAUUUUUCUAUAUGUUUUUACUUAAUUAAAAAUAGAAGUAAGCAAAGCAUGGUGGCAUGUGCUUCUAAUCCCUGCAGGAUAAGGGGUUCAAGGGCACAUUUGUACUCAUACACAUACACACACUCUAAACAUUUUUUUAAGAUGUGGAAAUUCUAAUGGAAGCAAAUUAAGUAACUAUCCAUGGUCAAUGACGGCACAAAUGCUUAGAGAGGUCAAAUGAGCACCUCCAAACAGUGAAGUCAAGGCUACCUUUGUUUGUUUGUUUGUGUGGGGUGGGCAGAUGGGGAAGGCAGCAGUUAGCUUGUGCUGUGGUGCACUGGGGGCUGUCAGAGCACAGCUUUAGGAGUAGAUUCUCUCCUUCCACGUGGGAUGCAGGGGUCACACUCAGGCCCUCAGGCUUGUGCAGCAAGUGCGUUCACCUUGUUGAACUCUCCCACUAGUCUUGGUCAAAGCUACCUAACCUGAAACCAUCACCCAUGUGUAGCUGCCACCAACAGCCAGGGCCACACAGUCCCAGUAUGACAGGUUAGGUGACCCUGGGUCACAGGGAAUGGCAUCUUCCUGCAGAGCUAACUGUACACUACCUUGGGGAUACACUGGGGAGCUGUGUGGUCCCUUAGUGUGUGAGUGUGUGUGUGUGCAUAUGAACACACCCAUGCAUAUACACACUUUUGCAUGUGCACACAUGCACACAUAUGACACAAACAGGGAGAUGGACAAGGUCCCAGAUAGGAAGACACCUACCCAGAAUUACCAAGCUUCAGAAGUCUUGCCAGGAGAGCUGGCUCUGUGACUUCUUUCCCAAUAUUGUACAAAUGGAGCAGGAGUUCAUCUUUGUCACCUGAGAUUUGGUUCAAAUUUCAGGUUGGUGAUUUAUUUAUUGCACAACCUGGGCACAUGGCAUUACCUAGGUCUUCACUUACCACAUGAAGAUUCACCCUACCUUCUCUGGGAAAGGGUGGAAGUAAAAGAAGCUCUCAGUCUGCCUCACUCACUUGUGGAGACUGGUUCUCCUCAGUACCCUAUAUAACACACUGCAGUACUCCUCAAAUACUGAGCCGGGGUGGGGGGGGCAGGUGUACAUCAGUGACGAGCAUGAUACAGACAAGGGCACAUUUAGAGCAAAGCCAUUCACUUCACAGAGCAGUCCUUUCCCAUAAGAAUCACCGGGAAGCCUGCUCAGCUCAUGUGACACUUAUAGGAAAGUAGGGUCAACCAGGACUUGUCCAGGAUCUCCCUGUGGAAACACCACCAGGAAACAUGGCUUUAGGUCCUAGCACCUCAAAAGGAUCCCCAGCUCUGAGACAGGAGGCUGAAUCUUUCCAAGACCACCUAGCACCUGACACAGCACCCCCACCCUGCCCCGGAACACUGGCAGGAAAGAGCAGGGCAGUGCUCUGGCUGGGCCUGUAAAUUCCAGCCCUAAGGGAGGAGAAAGGGGUGGAGCCAACAGUCUGAAGAUUGGGCCAGUCAGAGAGAAGCCAGCCAGGGUGACAGAGCUGCCCCAGGACAGAGGUGAGUGAAGGAGAGUCCCAGGCCGCAAAUGGAGAACUGACAGACCCUACCAAAGGUGCAGCAGGAGCCUAGACAUCCUCAAUGGCUCUGAGCAUUGCCUUCCUCCCUCACUCUUAUUUACAAGCACCUCCUAGAGGUAGCUAGUUUAAACUUUGGUAGGGGGAAGCUGGUAAGGGCAAUAACAAAAAUGUAAUGAGUUACUUGUCCUGCCUAUUAGACGGUUAGGACAGAGAGAGGGUAUCAGCAAUGUAGGUAGUGGGCUUGGACUGUUAAAGGAGGUGCAGGGAGCCUCACUGAGGUCUGAUACCAAGGCAAGACAGAGGAAGUCAUGGUGACAUCUGGGGAAAGAGUGUCCAGGCAGAGGCAGGGCCCUGGCAAAGGCUGGCCAUGGCAGGAGGCUGGAGAGUUGGGGAAUAGCAAGGUUAUCUGGUAUAGAGGAAGCUAGAGGCAAGAAGAGGCAGCUAGGCAGCCUCACAGGAAGGCAAGCAGACAAAGGGCUCCUUGUCCAUGCCAGGUCCCUGUCAGUACCCCACAGAAGCCUGCCUGGGCUGAGGCCUGACAAGGGUACCUCCUUCCUCAGUCCUGUCCUCACUAGGAAAUGACUAGGCCCUUACUGUAUAGGCUCAGGAGAGGAAAGAAAGGAAAGCAGGUGGCAGCCACACUCUGGGACGAGGGAGACACAAUGCCACCUUCCUAGCACUCACUGCUAUGGGCAAGAGUACCUCAGAGGGAUGCCCAGUUCUUACAGGAAUGUUCUGUUGGGAGGGUUGCAUUACUGUAAGGUCUCUAGAGGCUGGAACUCACUAGGAACACUGGAGAGCUGAGCCUUGGCCAGGGAGAACAGGGCAAAGAUCAGGAAGAGAGGGGGGUUGGGAACAAGGUGGCAGAGCGGGCAGCCUAGCUGCAGGGAAGUACGUGGUCAUGAAAGGACUCCUUUCUGCAACCGACUCCCUUCUGGACACUGAGGAUCCACUUACAAACAAGAAAGGAAAACAUGACCAGAGACACUGAGGCCAGGUGAGAGGUGAAGGUGGCUGAGUGAUAGCCAAGGAGAUGGCAAGGAACAGAUGGAGUUUGGGUGCUCAAAGGUGAAUGGAUGAGUCUCGCUGUUGACUCACUGUGGGAGGAUAGGGGUUUUGAAAAGGCCAAGGGUUUGGUUGAAGGAGGCAGGAGCCACCUUGGCUAUCGGGAACACCGGGGACACGGGGAACACUUCACAGGAAGAGAGCAAACUCUCCCCCUCUGUCUUCUUUUUACAAGUGUCCCUUCUUCCUCCUCUUCCCGUCCAUCUUCUUCUUCUACAGUGAUAGGAAUUUAACCCAGGGCCUUGUGUAUGCUAGGCAAGCACUCUCCUACUCUUCUAUUGCCAUUUUGAGACAUGGUGUCACUAAAUUACCCAGACUGUCCUUGAAUACAUUCUGUACUCCAGGUAGGUCUUGUGAUCUUUGCCUCCCAAACAGAUGGAAUUACAGGCCUAUGCCAUCAGGUCCCACUGCACAGUACUCAUUAGGUAUCACAGAAAUGGAGAUGAAUGAAGUGAGUGGGACCACAGAGUCCCUGUAGUGAGCCUCCCAGUAAGGUAAAUAAUGAACAAGGUAUAUGCUUUGUGUCAGACCCCAGCCAGCUCUCAGCCACCUCUAGUAGUAGCAGCUCACAAAACCUCUCUAGGACUGUUCUCUUCCACGUGCCUCCCACUGACUCUUCAUGAAAACUAUCUCACGCAUUGCUAUGACACAAGCUAUAGAGGGUGGAACAGGAGCUUCAUGACCUUGGCUACUGCAGACAGCAACCCAGACUGCAUUCACUCAUGAACAAUGUGUGGACCACAGCCAGUAGCCAUGAGAACAGGGUAGGAGUAUGAUGUCAUUCAGGUAAUUAAGACAGGCUCUGACUGACCCUGGCCCUGGGCAAUGCCUUUUGCACGCAGGUUCUUGGCUCCUCCCAGUGCUCAGAGCAGACCCUCAAGGCAGCCAGGCCAGAAGUGUUUCUCUCUCAGACACCAGGCAGAUCCAAGAUGGGGAGCCCAGUGCACCGAGUAUCACUGGGGGAUACCUGGAGCAGGCAAGUUCACCCUGACAUAGACAGUGAAAGGUGUAUACCAUCCUUCAGUGUGGAGCGGCUCACCAACAUCCUUGAUGGAGGCGUCCACAACACUGUGCUGAGGAGGAAAGUUGAAAGCAUCCUCCAAGGUGACCCAGUGUUCAACCUGAAGGACCAUUACUUCAUGACUCAGGAUGAGCAAUACGAGGCUGCAGUUCAAAAAAGAUUCCACCUUGAGAUGCUAGCCCGGCGUCUAGGCUGGUCAGAAGGCAGUCCUGAACGCAAUUAUGCUGACAGGGUACUUUCUGGAUAUGCCAACUUAAGCUUACAUGGUAUUGCCAUGAAUGCUCUAAGAAGUCUGGGCUCAGAUGAGCAGAUUGCCAAAUGGGGUCAACUCGGCAAAAAUUUCCAAAUCAUCACAACAUAUGCCCAGACAGAACUGGGACAUGGGACAUACCUGAGGGGCCUGGAGACUGAAGCCACCUAUGAUGCAGCCACCCAGGAGUUUGUGAUACACAGCCCUACAAUGACUGCCACCAAGUGGUGGCCUGGGGACUUGGGACGGUCAGUCACGCAUGCUAUAGUCCUUGCCCAGUUGAUCUGCUCAGGAGCCCAGCAUGGCAUGCAUGCCUUCAUUGUGCCCAUCCGGAGCCUACAGGACCACACCCCACUGCCAGGAAUCACAGUUGGGGACAUAGGGCCCAAGAUGGGCUUGGAACACAUAGACAAUGGCUUCCUGCGAUUGAACCACGUGAGGGUUCCCAGAGAGAACAUGCUGAGCCGCUUUGCAGAGGUCUUACCAGAUGGUACCUACCGGAGGCUCGGGCCAGCACAGAGCAAUUAUCUGGCCAUGUUGGUGACCCGGGUGGGGCUGCUGUUAAAAGGAAUCCUACCCUUCCUCCAGAAGUCUUGUGUCAUUGCUGUGCGCUACUCAGUCAUACGCCACCAGUCCCAUAUUCGGCCUAGUGACCCAGAGGCAAAAAUCCUGGACUACCAGACACAGCAGCAGAAACUCCUUCCUCAGCUUGCCAUGAGUUAUGCCUUUCAUUUCCUGGCCACUAGCAUCUUAGAAUUCUUCCACAGCUCCUAUAGUGCCAUUCUGAACAGAGACUUCAGCCUCCUGCCCGAGCUCCAUGCACUGAGCACUGGUACGAAGGCCAUGAUUUCAGACUUCUGUACCCAGGGGGCAGAAAUAUGCCGCAGGGCCUGCGGUGGUCACGGCUACUCAAAGCUGAGUGGUCUGCCGACACUGGUCACCCAAGUGACAGCCUCUUGCACCUAUGAGGGUGAGAACACGGUGCUCUACUUGCAAGUGGCCAGGUUUCUGAUGAAGAGCUACCUGCAGGCUCAGGUGUCCCCAGGCUCCACACCACAGAAGUCUCUCCCUCAGUCUGUCAUGUACCUUGCCACACCAGGGCCAGCCAGGUGCGCAGCCCAGACAGCAGCCGACUUCCUCUGCCCAGAUCUCUACACCACAGCCUGGGCACAUGUGUCUGCCAGGCUCAUAAAGGAUGCAGUACACCAUACACAGACCCUCAUGAGAUCUGGGAUUGACCAGCAUGAUGCCUGGAACCAGACUGCUAUCAUACACCUUCAGGCUGCUAAGGCUCACUGCUACUACAUCACUGUGAGGAGUUUUAAGGAAGCUGUGGAGAAACUAGACAACGAAUCAGCGAUUCAGCAGGUGCUCCAACGCCUCUGUGACCUCUGUGCCUUACAUGGUAUACUGGCUAACUCAGGUGACUUUCUUCAUGAUGGUUUCCUGUCUGGGGCCCAAGUGGACAUGACUAGAACAGCCUUUCUUGACCUACUCCCCUUGAUCCGGAAAGAUGCAAUCUUGUUAACUGAUGCUUUUGACUUCACGGAUCAUUGUUUAAAUUCUGCACUCGGCUGUUAUGAUGGACAUGUCUAUGAACGUCUGUUUGAGUGGGCUCAGAAGUCACCAGGCAAUACUCAGGAGAACCCUGCCUAUGAGAAAUAUAUCCGACCGCUGCUACAAAGCUGGAGACCCAAGCUGUGAAAAGCCAACAGUAUUCAGGAUCAAGAAGUACUAUAGUGAUACUACGGCAUACAUCUAAAGAUUUAAAGUUAAAGCAAAGGCAGAGUGGCUAGUUCCUCAACUCUUAGUAAGCUGGUACGUGAAUGAAUGUUCAUCAUAUUAUUCUACUUCUGAGUAUAUCUGAAAUUUCCCUUUGUCUAUUUGUAGUAUGUAUUUGGUUAAAUGCUAGAAUUUUCCUUUAAAAAUAACAAAAGCCAAUAAACUCAUUAGUCACUUGUGGGAUGGUCUGUAUGUCAAAUGUGUUGCUGAUUGGUCAAUGAAUAAAUCACUGAUUGGUCAGUGGCCAGGCAGGAAGUAAGGCGGGACUAACAGAGAGGAGAAUUGAGAGAACAGGAAGCUGGGUGGGAGAGACACUGCCAGCCGCCAUGAUGACAAGCCGCAUGUGAAGAUGCCGGUAAGCCACGAGCUAUGUGGCAAGGUAUAGAUUAAUGGAAAUGGAUUAAUUUAAGCUGUAAGAACAGUUAGCAAGAAGCCUGCCACGGCCAUACAGUUUGUAACCAAUAUAAGUCUCUGUGUUUACUUGGUCGGGUUUGAACGGCUGUGGGACUGGCAGGUGAGAGAGAUUUGUCCUGACUGUGGGCCAGGCAGGAAAACUCUAGCUACAGUCACUACUUAUGUUGUUUAUUUAUCGAGGGUAUGCUGGGAUCGAAAAAUCUGAUGGAAGUCAGCAAGCACUCUACCACUUACCUUUAGCAUUUACCCUCAGGUUUACAGGAACACAUAUGCAGUCUUUCAAAGGUACCUGGAUGUGCUAUAAUCUAAAUAAAAUAUAAAGGCUCAGAAUGCAACAUAUCAUUUUUUUGAAAUCAACUCUUCCAUAGUAAAAAUUAUUUAAGAUUUCAUAAAGAGGCAGAAUCAUCUCAAUAUAUUCAAAUAUAACCAAACUACAUUUUUCAUUUCAUUUCAACUACACAACAACAUAAAAUAGUUACAGCAUGACAGCUAAGUGAUGAGCACUUACCUAACAUGAACAAGACCCUGGUCAAUCCCUAGGACUGAGGGAAAAAACAAACAAAACUUAAAAAUCCUGCUAGCUGCUUUUAUUCAUAGAAGCAAUCAUUUACCUGCUAAUAAUUAGUGAACCAGAGAAAAUUUGCCAACAGCAAACUUCCCUUUUGGGAGAAUGGGGACAAGGAAGAGAACUCAGAAAUAUUCCCUUUUCCCAAACUUGAAACUAGUAUUACUCCUACUUCCACAACUUUAAACAUAUAUAUGCAUAUAUAUAUAGGUUUUGUGUGUGUGUGUGCGUGUGUGUGUGUGUGUGUGUGUGUGUGUAAGCAAGCCAGUGGUGCCAGAUCUGCCUAGAGCUAGAGUUACAGGAAUUGUGAGCCACUGCUGUGGAUGCUGGGCACCAAAUUCCAGUCCUAUGCAAGAGCAGCAAGUGCUUUAACCCAGAGCCUUCCACAACAGUUCUGAACCCAAAUCAUUACUUCAUAUUGACUUCAGCUAGCUCCAUGGCACAUGACCAAUUUGGAUCUUUAUUUAAGAAACCAUAUAUCAAUUUACAAUAGGAGCAAAUGUUCCAAACGGUAACUUCUCUCCAGUUCAUCAAUAUACUGAAACUAUAGCAACCGGUCAAUAACAAUGAAGUAUCCUAGUUUGAAGAUGAGGUAAUCAUGGGUUUCUUGUAUGUGUGUGGGAGAAGGGGGGGUAGUUUGGCAAUCUUAAAUUUUCAAAGAGACAUGUAAGUAAAUAUGUUCAUCUUCCUUUCAAAGGGAGAAUCUUAGAAUAGUCUCAGAGAAGAGGAAAAGUGUCUUGUCUGCCCUAGGGCCAAAACCACAGAAGUCCACAAUUCCCUUAAAACAGGGAAGUUGUUAUGUGAUGUUCA